Molecule: messenger RNA, 480 nt
Organism: Lolium rigidum
Lineage: Eukaryota; Viridiplantae; Streptophyta; Magnoliopsida; Poales; Poaceae
Product: oryzain alpha chain-like
Exons: 1
Coding region: 1-465 (154 amino acids)
Source: RefSeq, a predicted model, not a curated record
AUGAGGGGCUCCACGGCUCUCAUGGCGGCGCUGCUGCUGCUGGUGUCGCUGGCGGCGGCCGACAUCCCCAUACCGCACAGGGAAAAGAGCGAGGAGGAGAUGAGGCUGAUUUUCGUGGAGUGGAAGGCUAAGAUGGGGAAGACCUACAGCUCUGCCGGCGAGGAGGAGCGCCGUUACGCGACGUUCAAGGACUCGCUGCGCCGAAUCGACCAGCAUAACGCCGCCGGGAUCCACUCGUACCGCCUGGGGCUCAACAAUUUCUCCGAUCUCACCCAGGAGGAGUUCAGCGCUACCCCCUGCCUAGUUAUUCAGUCAGUUCACGACAAGGACAAGGCAGCGUGGAGGUUGAUUAUAUACAUGCUGUUUGUUUGUGGUUUCCUCAUUGUUUACUUCAUUUGGACCAACUGGCUGGCCUGUGGGUGGGGAAGACUCUUUGUGCUUCAACGUAAGUCCUUGCUGAACUAGAUUUUUAUUGUGAUA